This is a messenger RNA of Myxozyma melibiosi, 558 nucleotides long. RefSeq lists its product as uncharacterized. Bases 35 to 430 code for a protein of 131 amino acids. The record is from RefSeq and is a predicted model, not a curated record. Lineage: Eukaryota; Fungi; Ascomycota; Lipomycetes; Lipomycetales; Lipomycetaceae. The transcript has a single exon.
GCUGCUGCUGCUGCUGAUAUUGGUGUGGAUGUGGAUGUUGCGGUUGCAGAUGCUGCUGCUGCUGCUGCUGCUGCUGCUGCUGAGGCAUCGGCUGCUGCGCAUACUCAGGCUGAGGACUGUAGUAUUGCUGCGAUUGCUGAUGAGCAGACUGCUGCUGAGCACUUUGUUGAUACUGAGCACUCUGCUCACUCGACCCAUGGCCAAACCCGCCCGGCAUCCCUGGCAUUCCCGGCAUAUUCAUCCUCCUCCUCGCCGUCGGCUGCACAGGCUGCCCCGUCCCGCCCAGAAACGUCGGCACCAUCCCGUACGUGUCCAAAUAGUACUGCACCAGCACCUUGUGCACAUGCGUCUCGUCCUCCGUCUCCCCGUCGACGUCGUCCCCGAACGCGGCCACCGUCGUCGCUCCGUAUCGUUUCAGACGCGACCAUAGUCCUCCGCUGGGCUGUUGCUGCACUGAUGCCAUCUCUGCUCUGCUGAUGCUCUGCUGAUGCUCUGCUGCUGCUCUGACUGAGUGCUGGCUGCUGCUGACUUCUACCGCGCUAUCAACUAUGGUGAACU